AUGGCCAAAUCGCCUGAACUGGAACAGGUAAUCACGCUGGUAAAGACAAGGGAAGUCGAUGAGUCGCAGGGAGCUACGGAAGGCGGGCGCCGCUCCUUUGAGCAAAUGGUCGACGGGUUCACCAUCGACGUUGCGGCCAGGUACAGCCGCGUUAACGCCGGUGGCGUCACGGCGGAAUGGGUAGCGGCCGACGGCGCAUCGGACAGCAUGGUUGUCCUGUACUUUCACGGCGGCGGCUACAUUAUCGGAUCGCCCAGGACCCACCGACCAAUGCUGGCGCACCUGUCCAGGGAUUCCGGGGCCAGGGUGCUGUCGCUGGACUAUCGCCUCGCACCUGAGCACCCAUUCCCUGCGCCCGUGGAGGACGCUGUGGCCUCCUACCGCUGGCUUCUGAGCGAGGGCUACGACCCGUCCAGGAUUGCCCUUGCCGGGGAUUCCGCCGGCGGCGGCCUUACAGUGGCGGCGCUGGUGCAGAUUCGCUAUCUAGGGCUACCGGUACCUGCCGCGGGAGUCUGCGUGUCCCCGUGGGUGGAUAUGGAGGGACUGGGUGAGUCCAUGGAGACCAGGGCCGAGGCGGAUCCCAUGAUCGUGAGGGAGGGAUUGCUCCUGUCCGCCAAGACUUACCUUGGUGGCGCCGAUCCGCGGGCGCCACUGGCCGCGCCGCUGUACGCCGACCUGCGUGGGUUGCCGCCGUUGUUGAUCCAGGUGGGUGACGCGGAGGUGUUGCUGGACGACUCCACGCGCCUUGCCGGAGUCGCGCGCGAGGCCGGAGUGAAGGUGCAGAUGGAUGUCUGGGACGACAUGAUCCAUGUCUGGCCCCUGUUUGCCCCCAUAUUGCCGGAGGGUAAGCAGGCCAUUGCCCAGGCUGGCGAAUUCAUUAAGAAGCAUACCGGAGGCUGA
Molecule: messenger RNA, 900 nt
Organism: Geodia barretti
Lineage: Eukaryota; Metazoa; Porifera; Demospongiae; Tetractinellida; Geodiidae
Source: the annotation of a GenBank genome assembly